AGCAAGCACAACCUCUUUAAUAUAAAUUUAUUUUUGAAUCUUACUAUAAUAAAUCUUUAGUUAAGCAAUAAAGACAUAGUGAUGUAUAGAAAAUAUCUCAUAGAAUUGGGGUGUUAUGGCACCAAACAUGGUCCAUCAAAUGAGAAGAAAACAACUAGUGAUGCAAGGGAAAGUGAACAUGAAGUACCGUCUGAAGGUACUUCUACCAGUCACCAGCAAGAAACUAAAGUCGCUGUUAAACCAACAGCACCUCCAUUACCCAAACCACCUGAUGUUUCUGACAAAAAAUCUGAUCCAGCAUCUACUAAGGUCAGGGAUGAUUUAAAAAAAAGAAAUAUGGAGGAUCUUGAUAAAUUAAAAAAACAAGCAGACGACUUGCUGAAAAUGAUUGAACAAUCGAUGACCACUCUUGAGAAUUCAGUGAAGAAAGAUGCUGUUUACCAGGGGUAUUUAAACAAGGAAUUCACAUCACCUGCUAGAAUAAUCAGGAUAUUUACCAGUAGUACUUUUACAGACACUAUGCAUGAGAGAAAUAGAAUGAUGGAAACAACAUUUCCUCGCCUUAAAGAAUAUUGUCAGCAGAGAGGUUUUGAGUUUCAAAUCGUUGACAUGAGAUGGGGAAUACGAGAUGAGGCGACCAAUGAUCACAUGACUACAGAAAUAUGUCUUUAUGAACUGGCUAACUGCCAGAAAUACUCAGCUGGACCAAAUUUCCUGACUUUGUUGUCUCAUAAAUAUGGAUACCGUUCCCUUCCAAGACAGAUUCUUGCUGAAAAAUAUGAGAAAAUAAUCGCAUACAUAGAUAUCAGUGAUCAACAACAGCUUUUUUCAAAGUGGUAUGUGAAAGACGAGAACUAUGACCCGCCAAAAUAUAUCCUUCAGCCAAUAAGCACUAACCUCCCAGAAUUCCUUGAACAAGAUGACAAAGAGAAACAAAAAGCAGCCAGAGAAAAAUGGUGGGAAGAAAGUGACACUAUGUUAGAUGGCUUAGUAACAGCAGCAGAGAAGGCUUUACCACAAGAGGAGGCAUAUACACUCAAAGUAUCAGUUACUCAUACUGAGGUCAUGAGUGGGUUAUCCAGCCAAGAUCUUGGAAAGAAAUGUGUAUGGCUAAAACGUAACAUUACAGAUAUAGAAGAACAGAAGCCCUCUUACCAACUGUCCAGAUUUAUAGAAUGUAAUGGUCCUGACGACAAGGUCAAAAUGGUGAAAACAUUGUUGGAAGAUUUGAAAGGAGAUUUGACAAAGAAAUUACCAGCAGAGAAUAUCUUAUCCUAUAAUGUAUCAUGGCAAGAGAAGGGUUUGGAUCCUAGUAUCAAAGAACACAGUGAGUAUCUUGAUAAAAUUACUGAAGAUUCAGAAAGGAAAUUAAAGCAGUUAAUAGAUGACAUCAUUGCAGCAGACAAGAAGAAGAAAAGUGAUCCAGUAAAAGAUGAAAUCAGACAACAUCUUUUGUUUUGCCAGACAAAGUGUGCUGAUUUUAAAGGCAAAGAAGAUACUCUGGAGGCAGUGCACACCUAUUUAAAAAGUGACAAAAAGCAUCCUCUUGUUAUUCAUGGUGAAUCUGGUAGUGGUAAAACAUCCCUUAUGGCAAUGAUAGCUAAAAAAGCCAAUGAAUGGUUUGAUGGGAAGGCAACAGUUGUUAUAAGGUUUUUGGGAACAACUCCAAAAAGUUCCAACCUUUUUGAUUUGUUAUGUAGUUUGACAAUGCAUAUCAGAACCGCCAAGAUCUUGGAUCAUCUGAAUGCUAAGAGCUUUAGUGAGGUUGAGCUUAUUUUCAAACAGACCUUAAUAGCAACGAAAGGAUCUGAUAAAAAGAAAAUCAGUGAUCCUCUGAUCAUCAUAUUGGAUUCUCUUGACCAGUUGGAUCCUUCAUACAAUGCAAGAGGGAUGCAAUGGCUACCACUCCUAGUGAAUCCUAAUGUAAAGAUUAUAGUAUCAACGUUAGAAGAACCAAAAUAUGAAGUAUUUCCUAAUCUCAAGAACCGAGUUCCAGCUGAUGGCUUUAUUCCUGUGGCAACCAUCCCGAGGCCUGAUGUGAAAUUAAUUUUGAAUCACUGGUUGGAAAGAAUUCAACGAAAAUUGACACCAGAACAGGAAGAUUUACUUUUGAAAUCAUAUGAUCAGUGUCCUUUUCCACUUUACUUGAAUCUCUGUUUCAGAGAAGCUUCUCAGUGGACAUCAUAUAUGGAUGUUUCAAGCAUUCAGCUGUUUCAGACUGUACGGGAAGCCAUAAAUGGUCUCUUUGCCAAAAUGGAGUCACUUCAUGGAUAUGCUUUUGUGUCUAAAACCUUAGGAUAUUUAACUGCAGCAAAGAUUGGAUUGACAGAAUCAGAAUUAGAAGAUAUAUUGGCAUGUGAUGAUGAUGUGUUGAAUGAUGUCUAUGUGUAUUGGACACCACCAAUCAGGAGACUUCCUCCAUUACUUCUAGUGCGACUCAGACAUGAUCUACAGCAAUACUUAGUUGAGAGAGGAGCAGACGGUUCUACUGUUAUCUACUGGUACCAUAGACAGUUUAUUGAGGCAGCGAAGGAUAGAUACUGUGCAGAAGAAACCAGUGUAACAAAUCUUCAUACUGCAUUGGCAGACUACUUUUUAGGAACUUGGGCCAAUGGCAAUAAAAAGCCAUAUGUGAACAGAAGUGGUGAGAGUGGAUUAGCUGACAGACAUGUUGUGACUCAACCAAUCAAAUUUGGUGAUACAUACAAUUUAAGGAAGCUAAAUAACCUUCCAUACCAUCUUACUAUGUCAAAAAGGGUUAAACAGUUGAAGGAUGAAUGUUUGAUGAACUUAUCAUUUAUAAAUGCCAAACUAGAAUGCUCUUCUGUAAGAUCAGUGAUGGAAGAUUAUGAGAUUGCCAAACAGAUGAUCAAUGAUUCCCAGUUAAACAUGAUUCUACAAGCUCUCCUUCUAUCAGGGGAUUCUAUUCUGUUCAACGCAAAACAGUUUGCACCACAGAUUUUCUUAAGACUCAAGAAUGUCAAGGAAUUACAGAGUUUUACUGAUGCAUGUAAACAGACAGAUGUGACCUAUUUAUGUCCUGACACUGACCUGUUAGUGACGGUUGGAGGACCUUUGGUUUAUGCACUAGGAGGACAUAAAUCUCAAGUUGAUUGGGUGGACAUGAAGAAAGAUGGAAAGAUAGCUGUCACUGCUUCAAGUGAUGACCACUCAGUAGGCCUGUGGGACGUUCAGGAUGGUAAAGUUAUCCGAAUCAUGGAGAGAAUUGUUAAGGAUCCCAAUGAAGUACAUUUUGUGGCAGACGAUUCUCUUAUUCUUGUUUAUUCAAGUAACUCUUUGGUAGCAGUUACUGAACUAGGCGAGAAAAAAUACACAUUUUCUCAUACUGCCAUGAAAAUUUUCUGUGUUUGUGGUAAAAAUAAAGAAGUACUUGUAGGAUUUAUGAAAACUGGAGUUGUCCAUCUCUAUGAUAUGAGAACUGGUGAAAAAACUGGUGUGAUUAAUCCAAAAGAUGGACUGUCGGAUGGAGACAAGGCCAAAUUGAAAGUGUCAUUUGGAUUAUUUGCUUCAGGUUCUGAUAAUUAUGCCAUUUGUACUGAUGAUGAUGACAACGCUAUAUGGGUGGUAGAUUUAGAGAAAAGGCAUGCCUACUGCUCACCCAGAAUCAGAUUUCCACCAACUCCUGCCACUGCUGAUGUAGAUCAAGAUGACUUGACCAUAGAUGCUUCUGCUGUUACUAGAGAUGGGAAAUACAUUGUGGCAUCAAAUAUGUAUGAUAACGUCCCUUACCUGUUUGAUAUCAAGACUUUUGAAAUUUGUAGAAAAUUAACAGGUGAUGACUCAGAUACAAUUCAGAAAUAUAAGUUCUCAGUUGAUGGCAAAAAGAUGUAUGGAGAGUCCAGCAAGACCAUUGUUGUGAUAGAUCUGGAAACUGGAAACAGACAAAAAGUGUUACAGCAUAGCAAUCAGAUAGACUGCUGUGUGUCAAAUGAUGCAACAACUUUUGUCACUGUUUCUGAUGAUAGUGUUCUAAGAGUUUGGGAUACUUCAAAAACAUCAUUUUCAGAAGAAAAAUUAUCAGAUUUUGGUACAUCUGUACAGUUUUUUAAGCUUUUAUCAAAUGAGAGGUAUGCUCUCAUGAUAUCUUCCUUUGGAAAAGAUAAAAAGCACAGAAUAAUGGUUGUUGAUACAGUUGAGAAGAAAAUUGUGUCUCAGGCAGAAUCAGAGGCAAAGUCAAGGGAUGUGCUGAUCCUUAAUGACAGUAAGGCAAUAAUGUGCUUUACAAAAGACAACAAACCACAUGACCUUCACUUGAUUGAUCUGAACUCAAUGACAGAGAAUCCAAUUCAAGGAAAAAUGUUCAAAGAUUGCUACACAAUAUUGAAGGUUAAUAAUGCCAAAGAAUUUAUGGUACCAACUAGAGGUGGAAAGAAUGUGAAGUUUUACAGCACAGAGACCCUUAAGGCAACUCACAUCAUGGAGAUAGUAGAUACUUCUAGUGUUGGUAGAAGUUAUGAAACAAAUAGUGAUGGUAGCAUGGUAGUAUUUGUAACUGAUGAUGAUAAGAAAAUCAUAGUGAUUGAUGUUGGAACAAGAACUAUUGUAAAGGUGUUAGAAGCGAAGGAUUUGAAGAAGGAUCUUGGAAUGGAUGAUGAUUUUUGUGGUGCCGAGUUGUUGGUGCCAGACAACAAGAGCUACAUUGUUUUUACAGCCUUCACAAAGGAUUCAACAACCGCCAUGUACCUAUGGGAUUUAAAGGAAGAUAAGCUGAGAAAAGAACUCACAGAUUUUGAUAUGCAUAAGAAAUAUAAAAUACUCAAAGAAGGAGACUCAGUUGAUGUGUGUUCAUUUGUACUCCUGGAUGAUGAUACCAUUAUGUCUACUCAUGACGAUAAACUCCUCCGUGUCUGGUCUACAAAAAAUGGUUCUUUGUUGAAAAGAAUUAUUGGACAUAGAUCAACGUCAUCUAAGAUUUAUUACACUCCACAGUCACCAUAUGUUCUGACUUAUGGACAUUAUCAGGAACAAACUCUUCGUAUCUGGGACAAGAAAACAUACCAGCAGUUAGCAUCUUUUAAGCUUGAUAAAGAGUUAGAUUCAAUUGAAUGGUGUAGUGAUGGCCUAUCAUUUGUGAGCUAUAGUAGAGAUCCUACUGUAAUUGUUCGGUGGACACUAGAGGGAGCCAAUGUUCAAAGAAGUAGUUUGUCAAAGUAUCCUGCCACAUUUAAAGGAAAUGUAUCAGAUUCUGAAGUGUUACCCGUCCUUGACAUCAAAGAAGUAGAGGUCAGUCCAGAUGACAUUGACCAGGAAGAACAAGCACCUGAUACAGAUACUGAUGAAGAUGAUGAAGAUGAAGAUGAAGAUUAAGAUUGAGAUGAUGUACAUUAUAUACAUUUUACUCUUUGUUUUAGGGAGCAAAUAUUUGAUUUCAAGGAAGGUUAAGUUUUUUUUGUAGAUGUCAGAAUAUUUUCUGAUGAAAUCUGCUCAACCACAAUAAAAAAAAAUCAUCAAAUUUGGGAUCAGAAUAUUUUUUUCAGGAAAAGAGUAUUAUCCUCCCUUGAAGUUAAAUGUUUGUUCCCUUAUGAAUUAGCAUUUAUAAAAAAAUCACUUAUUAGUCAAUACUUUCUAUGUAUUUUAUACAUAUCUGUCAUUAGUCAGAAACAGUAAUAUAUUUUUUGUAGUUGUAUAGUUGAUAUUUACAUUUUCCCUCACAUUUCAUAAUAUUUGGAUAUUAUUUAUCUGUUGUAGAAUGCUCAUGUUAUAUAGGUAAUUUGCAAAAACUAUUUUUGAUAUAUAUAACAAUAUUUCAGGAAAGAUUUAGUACAUACUACUCAUGUUUUGAGUAGAAAUAUUUUCUCAAUGUCAUUUGAAGCUUUUUUUAUUAUUUGUCACCUGCCUUUUAAUUUCCAAAUUAGGGAAAAAUAGAGAACUGAUUUUGGUUGAAAUAAUUGAUUGCAUUGUCUAUUAUGUUCAAACUUAAAGAGACGUUCAUUGUACCAAUAAUUGAUUGCAUUGUCUAUUAAACUCAAAGAGACGUUCAUUGUACCAAUAAUUGAAUUUGGAGGAAAAUUAUUGCCAUUCAAUGCUAUUUUGUGAAUUUUGAUCUCUCAACAAUCUUAUAAAGUAAUUUUGUUGUUGUAAAUUCUCAUUAUGUUGCACCAUUUAUAUAAGAAUAUCCAUUGUAUAAUGUUUACUUAACAAAUUGUGUCUUUUAGUGAAAGCUCUAUAAAUAUAAUGCAUCAAUGUAAACAUAACAGAAUUUGAUGAGAUUGUCAUCAAAGUGAGAGGGUUAGCGCUAUAAAACCAGGUUUAAUCCACAAUUUUCUACAUUUGAAAAUUCCUGUACCAAGUCAGGAAUAUGACAGUUCUUGUCCAUUGUUUUUGAUGCAUAUUGUUAUAUGAUUUUGCCAUGUGAUUAUGGACUUUCUGAAUUGAUUUUCCUCUAAGUUCAGUAUUUUUGUGAUUUAACUUUUUAAUCGGAAGUAUUGCCCAGAUUACUUCAGUUCCCAAAUAUAACUUUCUGCAUCUUGAUUUUGUUUGUUUUAUCUCAGUUAUUAUAACUGACUUGUUUUAUUGUGGGUUUUUUUUUUGUUGGUUUUUUUUUUUGGGGGGGGGUCUAAUUUGAUAAAUUAAUCAUAUCCAGUGCAAUAAACAAUCACACAAGUGCAGGGAUAAAACAUCAUCUUAAUUCAGCAAUGUUUUCACAUGUGCAACAAAGGACUUUAAUUGAUAAAAACUGAUUUUUUCAUGCAAAUCAUGUCAUUUCACCACUGUUUUUGUUAAUAACUGAAUCAUAAUAAAAGGUUGUGUAUAAUCACACUUAUUUAAUCUUGGAUAUAAAUUGUUUGGGAGGUGUGAAUAAUAAAAAACUACAAGCAAGACUUGCUGGAGGAUACCCUUUUAGUUAUGUGUGUUUUUGUUUUUAGCAAAAUUAUUGAAGACCUCAACAUUUAAUGUAUUUUCUGAAAUAUUUGUUUGAUUACAAAACUUCAGUAUUUAUUUUUGGAAAAAAAUCUUUUUUUUUUAUUGAAAGUAUGCAGAUCUCUGAAAGUUUAUUGAG
This is a messenger RNA of Mytilus trossulus (common blue mussel), 7021 nucleotides long. Its product is annotated as NACHT domain- and WD repeat-containing protein 1-like. The coding region runs from base 82 to 5328 and encodes 1748 amino acids. NCBI's taxonomy places the organism in Eukaryota, Metazoa, Mollusca, Bivalvia, Mytilida, Mytilidae. The transcript is spliced from 28 exons. Gene Ontology annotation, molecular function: protein binding; ATP hydrolysis activity. The record is from RefSeq and is a predicted model, not a curated record.